AUGGAAAACUCUCCCGUGGAGACUAAUAGUGAUUUAUGUCCAGCCGGUGACCCAACCACGGUGGAGGAAGGAGUUGAGCAUGAGUCGAAGGAGGAUUCUGUUGAUUGGUGUUCUCAACCUGGUGAUGAAAAGUCAAAAGAAGGGUCGUUGAUGGAUGGGGAAACUCAUGCUACUAGUCCAAUGUAUCUGGAGUCCCAUUGGGCUGCAAAGGAAGAGAUGUCAAACGUGGACAGGGUAUGUGCAAACGUGGAGUGGAUAGCUGGAUUCCCAAAUUCAAUAGUUUGUAUAGCAAACAAUGAAGGUGUGUGCCCAAUUUUGGAGGCGGGAAAUUGUGGUAUGAUGGAUGGGGUGAAAGAUUCUGUUGAUUGGUGUUCUCAAGCUGGAGAUGGAAAGUCAAAAGAAGGGUCGUUGAUGGAUGGGGAAACUCAUGCUACUAGUCCAAUGUAUCUGGAGUCCCAUUGAGCUGCAAAGGAAGUCUAAUCCGUCAGUUCAACCCAACAGGCUUUUAGAAAUAGGGGAUAAGGGGAA
Ilex paraguariensis (yerba mate) is the source of this 528-nucleotide messenger RNA. Lineage: Eukaryota; Viridiplantae; Streptophyta; Magnoliopsida; Aquifoliales; Aquifoliaceae. The record is from the annotation of a GenBank genome assembly.